AUGAGCACACCCACCCCCCCAUCCUUCGGCCCUCUUGGCCAAGACGACCACAACAGAUACGUCGAUGAGCUCGCACAACUGCAUGCUCACGGCCCGGGGGUUACACUCACCUACGCGCUCGCAAACCCGGAUGGCGUCCAUGUCAUCGUCAAGGACGACAGACCCCCCCAACGCAUGCCCGACCUCGAGCCCGCACAUGACCCCAACCCCGACCCCCAGUACACGUUGGUGCUGCCCCCAAGCGUCUCCAACACAGGCGGCUGCCGUCCACGCUCGCAAGCACGUCGGUCGAUGCCACGCAAGCGUCAGGGGUAA
Molecule: messenger RNA, 315 nt
Organism: Peniophora sp. CBMAI 1063
Lineage: Eukaryota; Fungi; Basidiomycota; Agaricomycetes; Russulales; Peniophoraceae
Source: the annotation of a GenBank genome assembly